GGAACCGAAGUUUCGAAGUUUACGACGAUGUUAUAAAGCCGUGUACACUCAGUAUUGAAUUUAAGCAUUAUUUUUUCAUCGGUUUCCAAGUAAAAGUUGAAGUCGAGAUGGACUCGCCGAUGGCAGAGAGCCCAGAAGAGGCGCUUCCAGGUCGGUGGAACCACCUGAAGAAGAUACUCGAGACGGCCGGCCCAUUCUGCCAUCCGGACUUCGAGCCGUCCCCCGAGACGCUCAAUUUCCUCCAGCAAUUUUGCAAGGUGCUUGUUAUUGGGGCUGGAGGUCUUGGCUGUGAACUCCUAAAGGACCUUGCCCUAAUGGGUUUCCAACAAAUCCAUGUGAUCGACAUGGAUACGAUCGAUGUCUCUAAUUUAAACCGGCAGUUCCUCUUCAGGCGCAAAGAUGUUGGCUCGUCUAAGGCAGAGGUGGCAGCCAAGUUUGUUAACGCCAGGGUUCCAGGCUGCAAGGUCGUCCCUCAUUGCGCCAAAAUUCAAGAUAUGGACGAUGACUUUUACAGGCAGUUUCAUUGCGUCGUUUGUGGCCUAGACAGUAUUGUCGCCCGUAGAUGGAUUAACGGCAUGCUCAACUCUCUUCUUGUUUAUGACGAUAACGGACAAUUAGAUAGAACUUCGUUGAUUCCCAUGGUGGACGGUGGGACCGAAGGAUUCAAGGGUAAUGCAAGAGUCAUUUUACCAGGGAUAUCCGCAUGUGUUGAAUGCACUCUUGACCUCUAUCCACCUCAGGUGAAUUAUCCUUUAUGCACCAUAGCAAAUACACCACGGUUGCCAGAACAUUGCAUUGAAUAUGUGAAACUUAUUCUAUGGGGAAAGGAGAACCCUUUUGAUUGCCCGCUGGACGGUGAUGAUCCUUCUCAUAUAAACUGGGUUUAUGAGAAGUCUCAGGAUAGGGCAAAUCAGUUUAACAUAGCUGGCAUCACGUACAGACUAGUUCAGGGUGUUGUUAAAAACAUCAUCCCCGCUGUGGCUUCGACAAACGCCGUGAUCGCUGCGGCCUGUGCAACUGAAGUGUUUAAGCUUGCCACCAGCUGCUGUGUUCCGUUAAACAAUUACAUGGUCUUCAAUGACGUAGAUGGGAUAUACACUUACAGUUACGAAGCCGAGAAGAAAGUAGACUGCUUAGUCUGCAGCAACACCCCUCAGAUUCUUGAAGUCGCCGAUGGGAAACUUAAGCUCCAGGAACUCAUCGAAGUACUUUGCGAUCAGCCUUACCAGAUGAAAAACCCAGGUCUGACCGCCAGUAUUAACGGCAAGUCACGUACGCUCUACAUGCCCAAUGUUAAAAGCAUCGAGGAAAAAACCAAGGAAAAUCUGAAGAAAACACUCAACGAAUUAGGCAUAGUCGCUGGAACUCAGUUCUGUGUUGCCGAUGUUACUAACCCAAACACUUUAAUAUUUCAGUUGAAAUAUUCAACUGAUAUAGACUGACAUUUAAAACUCGAACACCUAAACUUUCAAAUUCUUAUUGUAAUUGUACAUAUUAUUUAUUUCUUAAAACGUUUAAAUAUUGGAAAAUACAAUUAUUUUUUAAAAAAUUGUGAUAUCUCAUUUGUACUCUUUUUUUUGUCUUUGAUCCAAAACUAAUUUUUAUAAAGUCAAAAUAAAAUAAUUGUUGACAA
This is a messenger RNA of Cimex lectularius (bed bug), 1633 nucleotides long. It is a transcript of the gene Uba3, whose product is annotated as NEDD8-activating enzyme E1 catalytic subunit. Bases 108 to 1442 code for a protein of 444 amino acids. Gene Ontology annotation, biological process: protein neddylation. The record is from RefSeq and is a predicted model, not a curated record. The transcript has 3 exons. NCBI's taxonomy places the organism in Eukaryota, Metazoa, Arthropoda, Insecta, Hemiptera, Cimicidae. Gene Ontology annotation, cellular component: nucleus; cytoplasm. Gene Ontology annotation, molecular function: NEDD8 activating enzyme activity.